This is a messenger RNA of Fusarium keratoplasticum, 3957 nucleotides long. RefSeq lists its product as uncharacterized. Gene Ontology annotation, biological process: intracellular calcium ion homeostasis. The record is from RefSeq and is a predicted model, not a curated record. Gene Ontology annotation, molecular function: ATP hydrolysis activity; P-type ion transporter activity; ATP binding. Gene Ontology annotation, cellular component: endoplasmic reticulum membrane. Lineage: Eukaryota; Fungi; Ascomycota; Sordariomycetes; Hypocreales; Nectriaceae. The transcript has 3 exons. Bases 1 to 3957 code for a protein of 1318 amino acids.
AUGGCGCCCCUCGUCGACAACCCCCAGAUAAAGCAGGCCGAGCUGUUGCGCCCGCUGCCCUUUCAGUUCCACGCCUACGUCUGGCCUUUCGCCAUCAUCUGGCCCAUCUUCCUGGCCUUCUACUUGACACCCGACCUCUACGAGAAGCACAUUGGCGCAGAGGAAUGGACCGUCUUCUGGUGCGGUACCAUCAUCACCCUCCAGACCCUGACAUGGCUCAGCACCCACUGGAGCGUCGGCCUUGAGGCCAGCUUCACGGCCUCCAAGGCCAAGGACAUUGAGGAUGCGCAGUUGAUCAAGGUCAUUCCCAUCGCCAACGCCGGGUCUGCCGAGAUUUGCAAGCUGGUUCGCGACAAGUCGACCCAGGCUGGCGGCAAGCUCAACACCUCGUUCCUCUUCCAGAAGCGCCGUUUCCUCUACGACCCCGAGACAAAGUCGUUUGGUACGCUCAAGUUCGACAUCGACGCCGAGCCCAAGGCCACCAUCGGCCACUUCCAGACCGCCAAGGGUAUCCAGACCCAAGUCGAGUUGUCGCGCAUCGAGCAGCACUAUGGCCUCAACACCUUUGAUAUUCCCGUCCCUACCUUCACCGAGCUGUUCAAGGAGCACGCCGUUGCGCCCUUCUUUGUCUUCCAGAUCUUCUGUGUUGGUCUCUGGAUGCUCGAUGAAUACUGGUACUACUCGCUCUUCACUCUCUUCAUGCUCGUCGCCUUCGAGAGCACUGUUGUCUGGCAGCGCCAGCGUACCCUUAACGAAUUCCGCGGCAUGAGCAUCAAGCCCUACGAUAUGUGGGUGUUCCGACUUGGCAAGUGGACCGAGAUCCAGAGUGACCAUCUUCUUCCCGGCGAUCUUGUUUCUGUUGGCCGAACCAAGGAGGACAGCGGUGUCGCCUGCGACAUGCUUCUGGUUGAGGGAACCGCCAUUGUCAACGAGGCUAUGCUCUCUGGUGAGAGUACUCCUCUCCUCAAGGACUCGAUCCAGCUUCGCCCAUCUGAUGUCUCCUUGGACACCGAGGGUCUCGACAAGAACGCUUUCCUCUGGGGAGGCACCAAGGUCCUCCAGGUUACUCACGGAAACCCCGAUCAAGAGAAGCCCAAGCUCUCUUCCGGUGUUCCCCCUCCUCCUGACAACGGCGCCAUGGCUAUUGUGAUGAAGACCGGUUUUGAGACUUCCCAGGGUAACCUGGUGCGAACCAUGAUCUACUCCACCGAGCGAGUCUCUGCCAACAACGCCGAGGCUCUCUUCUUCAUUCUGUUCCUCCUCAUCUUCGCCAUUGCCGCCGCCUGGUAUGUCUGGGAUGAGGGUGUCCGCAAGGAUCGCAAGCGCUCCAAGCUCAUGCUGGACUGCGUCUUGAUUGUCACCAGUGUCGUUCCUCCUGAGCUUCCCAUGGAGCUUAGUCUUGCCGUCAACACCAGUUUGGCCGCUCUCGCCAAGCUUGCCAUCUUCUGUACUGAGCCUUUCCGUAUUCCCUUUGCUGGCCGCGUCGAUGUGGCCUGCUUCGACAAGACUGGUACUCUGACUGGUGAGGACCUCGUUGUUGAGGGUAUUGCCGGUCUUGCUCUUGGACACGAUGAGAUCAAGGACACCAAGGAGGCUGAUGGCGCCCACUCCACCAUGACUGCUGUCACCGAGGCCAGCCUGGAGACCAAGCUCGUUCUUGCCACUGCCCACGCCCUGGUUAAGCUUGACGAGGGAGAAAUUGUUGGUGACCCCAUGGAGAAGGCUACCCUUACUUCUCUCGGCUGGACUCUUGGCCGAAAUGACACCCUCAUGAGUACAAACAAAGCUGGCACCACCCACGGUACCGUUCAGAUCAAGCGUCGAUUCCAGUUCUCUUCGGCCCUCAAGCGUCAGAGUUCGGUCGCCAUGGUUCACGGCAACGAUAUCAAGAAUGGUCACAAGAUUAGGGGCACCUUCGCCGGUGUCAAGGGUGCGCCUGAGACUAUCCAAAAGAUGCUUACCACUGUUCCCCACGACUACGAGGAGACCUACAAGUACUUUACUCGCAAGGGUUCUCGUGUUCUGGCCCUCGCCUACAAGCAGCUUACCCAUGACUCCGAACUGGGCUCUGCUAGGAUCAAUGAACUGAAGCGAGAGAAGGUUGAGUGUGACUUGACUUUUGCCGGCUUCCUCGUGCUCCACUGCCCCCUCAAGGAUGAUGCCAAGGAAGCUGUUCAGAUGUUGAACGAGAGCAGCCACCGUGUGGUCAUGAUUACCGGAGACAACCCUCUUACCGCUGUUCACGUCGCUCGAGAGGUCGAGAUCGUUGACCGUGAGGUUCUCAUUCUUGAUGCCCCUGAGGACAACGCUGGCGGCGAGAAGCUUGUGUGGAAGAGCGUCGAUGACAAGGUCAGCAUCAAGGUUGAUCCCUCCAAGCCCCUUGACCCCGAGAUUCUCCGCACCAAGGAUAUCUGUGUUACUGGUUACGCCCUCGCCAAGUUCAAGGACCAGGCUGCCUGGAACUCUCUCCUCCGACACACCUGGGUCUACGCUCGUGUUUCCCCCAAGCAGAAGGAGGACAUUCUUCUCGGUCUCAAGGAUAUGGGUUACUACACUCUGAUGGCUGGUGACGGCACCAACGACGUCGGUGCCUUGAAGCAGGCUCACAUUGGUAUUGCCCUCUUGAACGGAACCCCCGAGGAUCUUACCCGCAUUGCCGAGCACGCUCGCAACAGCAAGAUGAAGGAGAUGUACCAAAAGCAGAUCGAGCUGAUGGCCCGCUUCAACCAGCCCCCUCCCCCUGUUCCCGCCCUGAUUGCCCACCUGUACCCUCCUGGUCCCACCAACCCUCAGUUCCAGAAGGCCAUCGAACGCGAGGCCAAGAAGAAGAACGUGACUCCCGAGGAGUACGCCAAGUCCCAGGGCCAUGCUCUCGAGACCAUCACCUCUCCCGGUGCCCAGCAGCUCAUCAACUCGGACCCUCGUGCCGCUCGUCAAGCCGAGAUCAACAACAAGGCCGCUGGAUUCGCCGACAAGCUUGCGUCUGGUAUGAUGGAGGCUGACCUUGGAGAUGAUGAGCCACCUACUCUGAAGCUCGGUGACGCCUCUGUUGCUGCCCCUUUCACCUCGAAGCUGCGAAACGUCAUUGCCGUGCCCAACAUUAUCCGACAGGGUCGUUGCACUCUCGUUGCCACCAUUCAGAUGUACAAGAUUCUCGCCCUCAACUGUCUUAUCACCGCCUACUCCCUGUCUGUCCUGUACCUCGAGGGUAUCAAGUUUGGCGACACUCAGUACACCAUCAGUGGUAUGCUCAUGUCCGUCUGCUUCCUGAGCAUCUCUCGCGCCCGUGUUGUCGAGGGUCUGAGCAAGGAACGUCCUCAGCCCAACAUCUUCAACGUUUAUAUCAUUGGCUCUAUUCUGGGACAGUUUGCCGUCCACAUUGUCACCCUCAUCUACAUUGCACGCCUGUGCGAUCGCCUUGACCCUCGCUCUGAUGACAUUGACCUCGAGGCCGAAUUCUCUCCUUCUCUCCUCAACUCAGCUGUCUAUCUCCUCCAGCUUAUCCAGCAGAUCUCGACAUUUGCCAUCAACUACCAGGGCCGUCCCUUCCGUGAGUCCCUCUCGGAGAACAAGGGCAUGUUCUACGGUAUCGUCGGUGUCUCUGGCCUGGCCUUUGCCUGCGCUCUCGAGCUCUUCCCCGACAUCAACUCGGGCAUGAAGCUUGUUCCCUUCUCGGAAGAGUUCAAGACCAACAUGACGGCCGUCAUGGUCAUCGACUAUGCAGCUUGCUGGAUCAUUGAGGUCGGCCUGAAGAAGUUCUUCAGCGACUACCGACCCAGAGAUAUUGCUGAGCGAAGACCCGACCAGCUCGCCCGAGAGGCGGUUCGACGGGCUGCCGCUCAGAAGAAGAAGGAGGAGGAAGAUGAGAAGAAGAGGAUGGAGAAGGUGGCCGAGUUUGAGAGGAAGGUUGAGGAGCGGAGGAGAAAGAUUGAGGAGUGGAGAGCGGCCAGGGCUUAA